CUCUUAAAGUUGUUACACCACCAUCAGCAUGAUCAUGAAGCUUUUCGGCUGGAUGCGGAAUGGGGGACAGAACACAAAUGUUGCUCAUAACAUAAUUAAGCCAAAACAAGAGUUUUGUGAUGGGUUGCUGAGGAUUGGAAAACUCGAGAACGAGUUGACAAAACUGGUGCCAACAAAACCUGCUGCAGCUGAUCAUGCAGCAGCAGCAGCAGACAUUGACCGCACCAUUAAAGCUAUCAUUGGUAGAUGCAAAGAUAAAAAGGCAAUUGGGAAGAAAUCAGUUUCUUUUCUUUUCAAGAAAUUUUUUGUAGCAAUUCCUAGUUUUCAUGAUCCACUUCCAGAAUCAAGAAUGGAAACGCUACUAAGGGCCAUGCUUAACAACCCUCAAGCAUCAUUACCAAGAAAGCACUCAAUUCAAGGGAAAGUUACAGAGGAUCAUACUGGGUCAAAAUGGGUCAAAAUGGGUCAAAACUGAUUCCGAAUAUAUCGUUCUAGAGAUAUGAAACUUGUAAGAGACAAGAGGUGUAAUCCUUUUCUUGCUUAAUUUUGAGGUGAACUUGCCUUGUUUUUUUUCUUGGAGAACAAUUAAGGAGGGAUAUUGAAUGACCAAAAGUUGAGAUAGAUCUUGUUUGUUUUUUCAGGCUUGUAUCAAUUUUCAAGGGUUCAGAUGCAUGUUAAGCUGUAUUAUAUAUGUGAAAAACUUAACACAUUCAAAUCAUGUUUAAUUUGUUUGUUUUUAUAUAUGGUAUGACCUCUAUUUGCAUUCCUUUUCCCAUCAACACAACCAUAUUAUGUAUUUUCU
Molecule: messenger RNA, 802 nt
Organism: Helianthus annuus (common sunflower)
Lineage: Eukaryota; Viridiplantae; Streptophyta; Magnoliopsida; Asterales; Asteraceae
Exons: 5
Coding region: 29-475 (148 amino acids)
Biological process (GO): regulation of growth; gravitropism
Source: RefSeq, a predicted model, not a curated record